Helobdella robusta is the source of this 1812-nucleotide messenger RNA. RefSeq lists its product as hypothetical. The record is from RefSeq and is a predicted model, not a curated record. The transcript has 12 exons. NCBI's taxonomy places the organism in Eukaryota, Metazoa, Annelida, Clitellata, Rhynchobdellida, Glossiphoniidae. The coding region runs from base 1 to 1323 and encodes 440 amino acids. Gene Ontology annotation, cellular component: cytoplasm; Cul4-RING E3 ubiquitin ligase complex. Gene Ontology annotation, molecular function: protein binding.
AUGUCAGGUUACGACUUGUUUUGCAAACGCGUGUGUGCCGACGUCAACCUGGUUAAAAGGAUGGGUAUCUAUUGUGAAUAUGAGAAGCAUUCGGGGUGUGUCAACUCAUUGCACUUCAAUGAAUCUGGUAAUUUGGUGGCCAGUGGCUCAGAUGACCUGCAGGUUGUUGUUUAUGAUUGGACGAAAGAAAAAGAAGUAGUUAAGUUUUUAUCCAAUCACAGCUCAAAUAUCUUUCAAACCAAGUUCCUGCCAAACUCAGGCGACAGUCACAUUGUAACGUCUGCCCGAGAUGGACAGGUGAGGCUAGCUCAGCUAUCCAGUACUGGCUCUUGCAGAAGUCACAAGAAGUUGGCGCAACAUAAAGGACCAGUUCAUAAAAUCUCCUUGUUCUCCGACUCUCCCGAAGAGCUGUACAGCUGUGGUGAGGACGGCAAUGUUUUCCACAUUGAUCUCAGACUGGAUAAGCUGGCGUCGUAUGUUGUUUCGUCCUUUACAGUGAAGCACAAGUCGAAGAAGGUUGGCUUGAACUCAGUAAGUAGCAAUCCAAUGAAUUCUGUGGAGUUGUGUGUCGUCGGCAGGGACCCGUAUGUUAGGAUAUAUGACAUUAGAAAAGUUGAUACGGACAACAAGGAGGACAACUGCAUGAAGAGGUUUCGAGCUGAAUUCGUCAAGUCUGAUUACAUGCACAUGACCUGUGCUGUCUACAACCAUAUUGGGACAGAAAUUGUUGCCUCUUACAGCAAUGAUGACAUUUACCUGUUUGACACCUCGCACUCUAACAAUGCUUCAGAAAUCAAAAGAUACACAGGACACAGAAAUUCUGCUACUGUAAAAGGAGUGAACUUCUACGGACCGGAGUGUCAGUACGUUGUUAGUGGCAGUGACUGCAGCAACGUCUUCAUAUGGGACAAACAGUCAACAGAGGUUGUCAACGUCAUGCAUGGAGAUGAUCAAGGAGUGGUAAAUGUGGUAGAGCCUCACAAACAUCUGCCCAUGUUGGCGACCAGUGGAUUGGACAACAAAGUGAAAUUAUGGAUGGCCCACAAGAAACCUCAAUCACUCAUGGCUAACCUGCCUGCGAUAAUGAAGAAAAAUGCUAAGAAUCGAAAGUCUGACAGAGAGGCCUCAUUGUUUGAUGACGGUCACCUGCUCUGGUUCCUCAUGCAGACGUUGAGGAGAUCGCACAGAGAAUCAGACGACUCCAGCGCCGACAGUUCAGACAUGAUGCCUCCCCCAGAUGAUGAUGACGACGACGAUGAUGACGAUAAUGAUGUCGAUGAAGGUGGUCCAUAUUCACGCGACGUUCAAUGUGCGGCUUCAUAAGAGGAUGUUUGAUUGAUGGCCAUGUUAUAUAGUAUUCUUAUACUCCCGUAAAUCACCUUGAAACAUCGUAUGUAAAUAUUAUUAUGCAAAAUCAAAUAUCCCACUGAAUGAUAUAUUUAUAUAUAUAUAUAAUUAUUAUUAAUUACAAUUAUUCCGGUUCAAGCCUUUUCAUUUUUGUAAAUUCGUUAACAUCACGGACGCUUUGCACGUUAAAUUAACCAGCAUGCAUCUCUUGAACACGAACACUUUAACAACAAGCUCAGCACACGAUCGAUCUUCACCUUCUCGUCAGAAACUGGCCACGUUUAUAUUUGCAAUCAUUGAACAACUUCUCAAACCCCUCGGUCAUUUUCCUCGUAUCGACCAAACGACAUACAAACCGUUUGAUCAUACCUGUGAUUGUAAUUGAUUGACUCCUCACGUCGAAAGUUUUCUUCUGUUGAUUUCGAUUUUUGUAUAGAAAAAAAUAGAAGCCAAUCAUUUUUUUGA